AACAUAGAAUCUCCCAUUUUGACUCUAAAACACAGGUUGCACAAGCUAUGCGGAUUGGAUUCCGCAAUGCUUGACGCAACAAUCCAAAUUUUACGUCCUAACAGUAGUUGAGCAAUUAUUUAAUACCGUUUCAUUGCAUUGGUCAAACUCAUUUCUAUUCCCACAAACCAAAAACUCAAAUUUCACAAUUCAAUCCUAAAAUUUUCGACCAAAUUCAUCGAUUCAAGGUCGCGAAAAUGUCAGCAACAAUCUCUCAAUUAUCAUGCUUCUCUUACAUCCACCACAAUUUCAAUCUUCAGCAACGCCGAUCUUCGUUGCUUUUCCUCAAUAAUCAUCGUUCUAAGUUAUCAGUUGCCAUGAGCCUUGAAGGACAUGAUGCUGAAACAUCUAGUUCCGGCAACAUGCCUAAGCUAAGCUAUGCGGCUGAUUUAUCGAACCCAGGUGUGGAAGUGGUGGAGAAGUCGUAUAUUGGGGCCGAGGGACAUGUUAAUGGUAAAUUUGGUGGAAAUGGAUCUCUGAUUCCGGAUGUUGUUGAGGAGAAGAAGAAGACGGCAAAGAUCCAUGACUUCUGUCUCGGCAUCCCUUUUGGUGGUUUUGUUCUGUUUGGGGGACUUCUUGGUUCUAUUUUUUCAAGGAACUUGGCUACCCUUGGCACAGGUGUUCUUUUUGGAGGUGGUAUUUUAGCAUUUAGCACAGUUAGUUUAAAGGUUUGGAAUGAAGGGAAAUCAAGUUUCCCUUUUAUUAUCGGGCAAGCAGUUCUUGCUGUCACCUUACUAUGGAAGAACAUUCAGACCUACUCCGUGUCAAAGAAACUAUUACCAGCGGGACUGUAUGCCUUAGUGAGCGCUGCCAUGCUGUUCUUUUAUUCCUACGUGAUAAUUUCUGGAGGAAAUCCACCUCCCAAAAAAUUGAGGUCCGCUGCCGAAGCUGCAUCAUGAUGAAACAUUUCCAAGUUCAGAUUGUACCUUUUGACAGUGAAGAUGUGUUUUUGCUCUCAGUUUUUUUGUUUUUUUUUUGUUUCCUUUUAAAUGAGAGUUUACUUCAGUCCGACUUGAUAGCUUAACAUGCGAGAAAAUCGCAAGAUAUGAGUUUAGUUUAGCUACAGAGCCUGUGGGCUAGUAAUUAUUUAUACGAAAUAUGUGUAUGUACUAAAUAAUUGGGGUUCUUUGAAUGUGGAAAUGAAGUGUGAGGGACUAGAUCUUAAUUAGCAGAAAAUGAGCUACAAUUUGUAAUUACAUUGUUUGCCACAAUUAAUGUUACUUCGACUGUUCUAUUUA
Spinacia oleracea (spinach) is the source of this 1277-nucleotide messenger RNA. Its product is annotated as protein FATTY ACID EXPORT 1, chloroplastic. Gene Ontology annotation, molecular function: fatty acid transmembrane transporter activity. Gene Ontology annotation, biological process: fatty acid transport. Lineage: Eukaryota; Viridiplantae; Streptophyta; Magnoliopsida; Caryophyllales; Amaranthaceae. The transcript is spliced from 6 exons. The record is from RefSeq and is a predicted model, not a curated record. Gene Ontology annotation, cellular component: chloroplast inner membrane. Bases 237 to 938 code for a protein of 233 amino acids.